UCCAAGUUAAGGCAUCAUUAUGCAAAUAUGAGAAAAUUUCAAUAGUGACUUUAUGUCUGUUCUCUUUUCUUUAAUUCAUAAAGGGUAUCUUAUUUUUUAUGAUGGGCAUGCCGGAAUCCGGCGAACCACCACCCAAUGACCCCCCAUUUCCCCUUCCUUCUCCCUUUCCAUUUCCGGCCAGCAACCAUGGCCACCAAACACCCAUUUUACUUUCUUUCUCCAAUAAAUAACCAGCGUCCACCCCUGUUCUUCUUGUCUUCUCCGACCAGCUCAAAGCCGGAGCAACCAACCUUCGUUGCCAGCCAACACUAUUCUUUUUUCCGACCAACAACAUGUAAAAAAACCCAAGAAAGAAAACCUUCCUCCUUCCUCUCCAGCGAGUAAUCACAGCCAAACCACUACCCAAAACCACCGCAGCUACAACUACGCCAGGCCCCUGUCUUUUUCCCUUUCACAUUUUCUUUACUAUUUUUUACAGGUAUUCGCAAGCUUUCAGAUCCGAGCUUUGGUGAAUGACACCCAGAACAACACUGUAAAAAAAAACCUUCGUUUUUUCCAUUUUCCGGCGAACAACUCCAAUCUCCAGCGAACAAAGCUGAUGGAACCAAACAUCAUUGUUACCAUCUCUUUUUCCAAGCUUCAAUACACCUCCAACAAACACAGGUACUGGUGCAUCUGGACGUUAGAGCCUACGAGUCGAUGCAGAAGUUACCCGAACGCGAAGCUUUCAUCCGGAUUUGAAAAUGAACACAAGAAGGAAUGUUGGUCGAAGACAGGAGAAAAAGUUGCUGGGGGCAACCAAGUUCCACACCAAGCUCCAGCUAUAGGAGUGGCCAUGCCAGUUAACCCAGUUGGGUGGACUGAUGUAGAGGUGUGGAUCGCUUUGGCACCAGAUGGCUCAAGCCAUCACUGUGUAGGCCCAGGCUAUGACGGCCCAUGCCAACGGGCAGGAGGUUCAACAGGAGAACCCACCAGCACGUAGCAUGACAGACUGACUACAAGACUUCACGAGGAUGAAUCCUCAAAUUUUCACAGGGUCCAAUACUUUAUAGGAUCUAGAGGAGUUUAUUGAUGAGGUGCAGAAGAUUUUGGUGACCAUGGGGGCCACAGAUGCUGAGAAGACUGAGCUGGCUUCCUACCAACUCAAGGAUGUUGCAUAGUCCUGGUGCAAGAUGUGGCAGGAUAGUCGAACUUUGGGCGAAGGUCUGGUCAUAUGGGAGUUGUUUAAGACAAUUUCUUGGAGAGAUUCUUCCCAGGGAGAUGAAAGAGGCUAAGGUUGAGGAGUUCAUCAACCGUAAGCAGGGAUCCAUGACUGUUAGGGGUAUUCCCUGAAAUUUGUGAAGUUGUCCAGGUAUGCCCCUUCCCUUGUGUUGAACAGCAGGGACGAGAUGAGCAGGUUCCUUACAGGGAUCUCAGAGGAUUUGGAGGAGGAGUGUAGGGCAGCUAUGCUUCAUGACAACAUGGACCUUUCCAGACUUAUGGUCCAUGUCCAGCAAGUGGAGGAAAGUAGGAAGAGAAAGCACAAUAGGGCAGGGAACAUGUUAAGGCAAGUUGAGGAGAAUUUUUCAAGGAAGAGUAGUACUGAAUUUAGGGAUAAGCCCAGGUUUAAAAAGGGACUCUCACACCAAGGGGAGUCAAGUUCAUCCAAGGGUCGCUAUGAUAGAGAUUCUGAGCCCAUAGUUAAGAGAAACAAUGAAGUAACCCGUGACGGGCCGUCGAUGUAUCCGUCGGUGAC
Molecule: messenger RNA, 1735 nt
Organism: Solanum pennellii
Lineage: Eukaryota; Viridiplantae; Streptophyta; Magnoliopsida; Solanales; Solanaceae
Exons: 3
Coding region: 599-982 (127 amino acids)
Source: RefSeq, a predicted model, not a curated record